AUGGACUUCUCGGAGAAAAGACCAUUCAAAGACGAUCCUUUAUGGAUCAUCCGUUUGCUAACUGUGGAUACCUUAUCCAAAAACAUUUCAAAAUUCUUAAUGGCCCUAGUUUUAACAUUUCUUGUGAUUCUCAGUAUCAGUGCUAUGCUUUUUGGAGGUGAUAUAGUGACUAGAAUCUUGUCAAAGUUCGACAGAUGGGCUGUUGACUCCUUGGAAAACCGAAUCCUUCCCGAAAUCAAAACCGAAUCCUUUUAUUGCAACAUUUUCGUCAUCAUUAAUCUAAUCCUGACCCUGAUUCCCGUAAUCCUGUUUAUAAUCCCAGUCGAACACGACGAUGAUGUUUUUUUUGCAUUCUUCUACUUCAAGCGCCAAUUUCCCAAUUAUUCCACCAUUUUGAGCGGUUUUUACAGAGCGACUUUCCCAAUUCUGGGCUACGUGAUGGUCACUUGUGUCCACGAAAUGGUCUACGUUGUGGAACAAAUCAAAUUCCAAGCGUACUUGAUAAUAAAAGUUUUUGAAAAAGUUACAGAUGUUUUCAAUGAUUUGGACGAAAGUUUCUUGCUUCGAAACAGAUUUUACCAAAAUGAGGUCUCAAGGAGGUUCAAGUUUUGUAUUAAGCGACACGUUGAGCUGUUGAGUAUUGGAAGGACGAGUUUGAAAUUUGUGGAACAGUUGAUACCUGUGUUUGCCAUCAACGGGAUACUCUUUUUCGUGAGCACAAUUAUUUUCUGCUUUACUACAGAUGUCUUAACUAUUGCUAAUACGUACAUCAGGUGGUGUAGUUUAAGCCGUGAAAAUUUGCAAUAUGCCGGUAUCAUGUCGAUUAUUGCCAAAAAACAGUUUGCUGUCCGAUUUUCCGACAAUAUUAUCAUCAAUUAUGAGUUGGGAUUCAAGGUCCUCAAAAUGGUGUACUCAUUGCUGUGUUUCUUGAUCCAAUAUGAUCCUCUUUGGAUUGUUCGGCUCCUAGCUGUUGAUAUUUUAAACAAACCUUUCACCAGAUUUUUAAUGACAAUUGUUUUACUUUUCCACAUCGCAGUUCUCCUCAUCCAAAUCUACUUUAUUUGCUUCAUUCAAACCUUCGACGAUUUCAUCAAAUACAGUGCUGUUUUUUUCGCCAUGUUUUACAUAAACUUGAGUCUAAUAACACUCCUUUACGAAGGCAAUAUAGUCACCCGCAUAUUGAAAAAAUGCAAUCGUUGGGCCUUAAAUACGAUCGAUGAUAAAAUUUAUCAAGAAAUCCGGAAAGAAGCCAUUUUCUGCACUUGUUUCGUUAUAACAAACUUGAUUUUAACCCUUGUGGCAAUAUUUACAUUUCUCACACCGGUGGAAUUAGACAAGGACGUUUUCUUCCCUGUAUAUUUUUUUAACAAAUUUUUGGAUAAAACUUGUGCCACAAUUUUGAUUUGGAUUUAUAGAGCGACGUUUCUCUUAUUGGGAUUGGUUGUUGUGACUUGUGCCCACCAGCUUUUAUACGUCAUUCAGCAAUUCAAAUUUCAGGUUUAUUUGUUGCAAAAAUAUGUCGAAAAUAUCACAAAUAUCGAGUUUUUUGACGAAAUCGACUCGAUUUUGCUGAAAAAUGUUUCGUAUCAAAAAGAGGUAAAAAGGAGAAUACAGUUUUGUGUAAAAAGACACAUCCAAAUAUUGACUGCAGCUAAUCAAGGAAUGGAUUUCCUGAAAAAAUGGAUUCCUAUUUAUUCAAUCACCGGAAUUUUAUUUUUGGUCAGCAUUGUUUUUUCUUGCGUUGCGUUUAAUGGCAGCUUGGAAAGUGUUUAUUUUCGCGUAAGUGCCAUAAGUGUGGUUUCAGUGACCACAUUUUGUGCCAUUAUUUUCGUGGGUGAAAGUACAGCGACUCAGAGUGACGUUUUGAGUCAAAUCAACACUUAUAUUCGCUGGUGUAGUCUCAACCGUGAAAAUCUUCAGUUUUUUGCCAUCAUAAGUAUAAUUACUAAAGAGCCCUACUAUAUCAGGUUUUCUGAUAAUUUGGUAAUAAAUUACGAGCUCGGAAUUAAAGUAGUUAAGUUGGUUUACACUUUAUUGUGUUUUUUGAUCCAAUGUAAGGGUGUUUUAUAUUAG
Messenger RNA from Tribolium madens (black flour beetle), 2073 nucleotides. RefSeq lists its product as uncharacterized. The coding region runs from base 1 to 2073 and encodes 690 amino acids. NCBI's taxonomy places the organism in Eukaryota, Metazoa, Arthropoda, Insecta, Coleoptera, Tenebrionidae. The record is from RefSeq and is a predicted model, not a curated record. Gene Ontology annotation, biological process: detection of chemical stimulus involved in sensory perception of smell; sensory perception of smell. Gene Ontology annotation, cellular component: plasma membrane. Gene Ontology annotation, molecular function: odorant binding; olfactory receptor activity. The transcript has 10 exons.